This is a messenger RNA of Paramacrobiotus metropolitanus, 1035 nucleotides long. RefSeq lists its product as uncharacterized. The transcript has 2 exons. The record is from RefSeq and is a predicted model, not a curated record. NCBI's taxonomy places the organism in Eukaryota, Metazoa, Tardigrada, Eutardigrada, Parachela, Macrobiotidae. Bases 164 to 751 code for a protein of 195 amino acids.
AGUUGUUUUUUGUUUGUGUUAAUCGCCGGCAGGACACUGAAGUGCCUGGGUUGGGCUGUUCGGACAAUUUCUAGCAUGUAUUUAAGGAGUGUGUGAGACGCUCCUUUUUGCUCGACAACGGUAAACAUUUUUUAAUGCAGUUGAUUUUUUAAAACCGGCAAAAAUGUCGCGAUUUUCGGUCGCUCUUCUGUUGCUGAGCCUUGCCAUACUUAUUGACCAAAAUGCCGGGAAGAUGGAACUGAUCGAUGACAUGACUCUGGACUGCAAACCGCCCGCGAAAUUCGCCGGGAACGACGACCAGGCCAAAUGCUUCGGCCGCUGCAAGGAGCGCGACUGUCUGGCGGCCAUCUACAACUACGCCGGUCCGCCUAACCGUCCCACCUGCGCCAUCAUCCCCAAAGGCGCCAACUGCCUCCCGGGUGCCAAUGGUCCCUACAAACUGCAGCUGAACGUGCCCGACCGCGACUACAGCUACCGCACCAGCCACUCCCUCGUCACGACGAAGGAGAAGAAGCUAUACUCCGCGCCGAGCAUACCGGGCGGCUGUUCGACGUUCUGCUCGGUGGUCAAAGGCUGCAACGCCGUCCGCUCCAGCCCCAUGACGUGUCAGCUGCUGCAGUUGACCGGCAAGCAGACCGCCAUGCGGAGCGGGACCGGUAAAGGACCGUUGUGCCAUAAUAACGAGUGGGUCUACUACGUCGAUAAAAGCCUGGCGCCGACGGAAAAAGGCUGCGAGAUCAAGACAAAUUAAGACUACGUGCUACACUAUUAUGCCAUAAUUGGAAAUUACGUUUGGCAUGGUGUCGCAUGGUUAACGCUUUCGCUACGUGGUUAUGCCUUAUAAGCAAUAAGCAGUCAGCUGCAUCGAGCUUCUACGGCGCCCGGCUACGUGAACAGCGCUAUCUGACUUUGCUUGUUAAACAUUUUUUAUUCAAACCGGUUAAGCGAAUGAAAGCAGUUCAUAGUACAAAGCGAUAACACUGUCUCGGUAUCGGUUAACAAAUGUGCAAGCAAUCAGCAACCUUUGACGUUUCA